CUCUGCGCGCGGUCCCGCCCCGCGGCUGCGGCGUCUGGGCGGCUGCAGCGGGCUGAUGGCGGGGGCCGGGGGCGCCAGGGCCGCGCUCUCCUACCCGGGCGGCGGGGGACCGCUGGGGCUGGAGCUGGGGCGGAUCCAGGGACCCGCGGGCGGGCCCCAUUCUCCGCCGCCCUCCUCCUGCUCGCGGCAGGCCUGGAGUCGGGACAACCCGGGCUUCGAGCCGGAGGAGGCGGCGGCGGCGGGGCCGGUGCUGCGGAUGGAGAUGGACGUAGAGUGGGGCAGCCGCGGGGCCGCCUCCUCCUCCCCCUCCCCAGGCGCCAGCAGCGCCCGGGGCCCGGCCGGGGAGCCUGACAGCGGCCGGCGGCGGCGCCGGCGGGGGGAACGCGGCGUGGGGGCGGCUCCGUGUCCCAGCCCCGCCGGAGGGGACCCGCUGGCCCCGCACCUGCCCCCAGAUGGGGCCCUUCCGCCCCAUCGAACCGCCUGGGCCAAGCGGCUGGCCCGCCGCCUGCGAGGUCUGUGGGGUACAAGAUUGAUGGAAGAAAACACUAGCAGAGAGAGAUACCUGAAAAGUGUUUUACGAGAACUAAUCACAUAUGUGAUUUUCCUUGUGGUCUUGUGUGUCUUGACUUAUGGGAUGGUGAGUUCCAGUAUGUACUAUUACACUAGGGUAAUGUCACAGCUCUUCCUGGAAACACCUUUAUCGAAAAUGGAGAAAACCAAUUUCAAAACCUUAUCCACCAUGGAGGACUUCUGGAAGUUCACAGAAGGCCCUUUGCUGGAUGGGCUGUACUGGGAGAUGUGGUACAACAAUAAAACCAUGGCAGAAAACAAAAGUUUCAUUUAUUAUGAGAAUCUGCUUUUGGGGGUGCCUCGUGUUCGGCAGCUGAAAGUGAGAAAUGGGACAUGCUCGAUACCUGAGGAUUUAAAAGAUGAAAUUAAAGAGUGCUAUGACGUUUAUUCUGUUGCUAAUGAAGAUACUGCUCCUUUUGGGCUACGAAAUGGAACCGCUUGGACUUACACCAAUGAACAAGAUUUGAAUGGGAGCAGCCACUGGGGGCUGAUUGCCUCAUACAGUGGGGCUGGUUAUUAUCAAGAUCUAUCACGAAGCAGAGAGGAGACCGCCACACAGAUUGCUAACCUUAAGAAACACUUGUGGCUGGAUAGAGGGACAAGAGCAGCCUUUAUUGAUUUCUCGGUGUACAAUGCGAACAUCAAUCUAUUCUGUAUUGUCAGGUUAUUAGUGGAGUUUCCAGCAACAGGCGGCCUCAUUACAUCUUGGCAGUUUCAGCCAGUGAAGCUUAUCCACUACGUUUCUAGUUUUGAUUUCUUCCUGGCAGCCUGUGAGAUGGCCUUUUGUCUCUUCACCCUUUAUUAUAUUGUAGAAGAGAUCUUGGAAAUUCGCAUUCAUAAACUGCAUUACUUCAGGAGUCUCUGGAAUUGUCUUGAUAUCCUUAUCAUUGUGCUAUCCAUAGCAGCUAUAGGAACUAACAUAUAUAGAAGGUCAACGGUCGACACGUUAUUGAAGAAGCAGCUGGAAGAUCAAAACGCUUUCCCCAAUUUUGAAUCUUUGGCAUAUUGGCAAAUACAAUUCAACAACAUUGCUGCUGUCACUGUGUUUUUUGUCUGGAUUAAGCUCUUCAAAUUUGUCAGCUUCAACAGAACAAUGAGCCAGUUAUCCACCACCAUGUCUCGCUGUGCCAAAGAUGUCAUUGGCUUUGCUAUUAUGUUUUUCAUUAUUUUCUUAGCAUAUGCUCAGCUGGCUUACCUUGUGUUUGGCACUCAAGUUGAUGACUUCAGUACUUUCCAGGAGUGUGUCUUUACUCAGUUCCGCAUCAUUUUGGGAGACUUUAACUUUACAGAGGUUGAAGAAGCUAACAGAGUUUUGGGACCAAUUUAUUUCACUACAUUUGUGUUCUUUAUGUUCUUCAUUCUUUUGAACAUGUUUUUGGCCAUUAUCAAUGAUACUUAUUCAGAGGUCAAAUCAGAUAUGGCCCAGCAGAAGGCGGAAAUGGAACUGUCUGAUCUUAUCAAAAAGGGAUACAAUAAAGCCAUGAUUAAACUUAAAUUGAAAAAAACUACUGUUGAUGACAUUUCAGAGAACUUGCAACAAGGUGGGGGCAAGUUAAACUUUGAUGAACUACGACAGGAUCUCAAGGGGAAGGGUCACACAGAUGCAGAGAUUGAAGCAAUAUUUACUAAGUAUGACCAGGAUGGGGACCAGGAAUUGACAGAACAUGAACAUCAGCAAAUGAGAGAUGAUCUAGAGAAAGAGAGGGAGGAUCUGGAUCUGGACAGGAGCUCUCUACCACGUCCAAUGAGUGGUCGAAGCUUCCCUCGCAGUCUGGAUGACUCUGAAGAAGAUGAUGAUGAGGACAGUGGACAUAGCUCUAGAAGAAGAGGUAGCAGCUCUAGUGGGGUUUCAUAUGAAGAGUUCCAAGUGUUGGUGAGACGAGUCGAUCGCAUGGAACAUUCCAUAGGCAGUAUUGUUUCCAAAAUUGAUGCUGUUAUUGUAAAGCUUGAGGCAAUGGAGCGGGCCAAACUAAAAAGGAGAGAUGUGUUGGGAAGACUGCUGGAUGGAGUUACAGAGGAUGAAAGAUUGGGACGUGACAAUGAAAUACACAGGGAACAAAUGGAGAGGUUGGUGCGAGAGGAACUGGAGCGUUGGGAAUCAGAUGACACAGCUUCCCAAAUGAGCCACCGCUUGGGAACACCACUUGGACUGAAUAGCCAGCCUCGUUCUAGGAAUUCCCGUCCAUCCUCCUCUCAGUCAACAGAAGGCAUUGAUGGAAGUGGAGGAGGGAAUGGCGGGAGCAACAUCCAUGUGUAAUAUUAUUUGUCAAUGGGUUGUUUUAAAAUUUCAGUCCUGUAUUAUAACAGCAAAUACGCUAUUUACUAUUUGUUUUCCAAAAACAGUGAUGAAUGUUAAAGCUACCAGUGUCCUCACCUGGGGAUUGAUCAGUAGGCCAUGGGGACACCUAAUCUACAACCACUGUGUCAGCAGCUGACAAAUGUAGAGUUGGCAUUACCUACCUACCUACCCCACUAAAUUGCCACCUACACUGGCUUUAGGACCAUAAUCUACCAGUAGCAUUGCUUAAAGUGGCUGCACUUGUAGGAUCUUUGCCCAGAGGGUUUUACAGUUUCCCUGUCUUGUUUCUUUCCAAGUACUCCCACCUUAAAACUUAAUGCUUGCUAUGCAGCAGGAGCUCAUUUUGGUUAUGUAAAAUAGGACUGUAAGAAUUUACUUUCCCAUUAUGUUACGUUUGAAAUUAGUUUCAAAGUUGUUGUGGAGUAAGUCUCUUCUAAAAGUUUUAAUUAAUAGUUAGCCAAAAAUGCAUUUAACUUCUCAACUCAAAUGUUUAGAUUUCCAAUGCUUUAUAAGGGGAAAUAUUAUUCUUAAAUUCCUAUUCCAAAAUAUAUUAAUAAGGUGACUUCCUAUAUAGUUCUUCCUGUUAAUUAUAUUUGACACCACUUACAAACAAGUAACACAAUCUCCUUCUUCUUCUGGAGUUUUCCUUUAGUGUGCUAAUAUUUUUUUAAUUAAUUUUAAAAUAACAUUCCCUAUGUAUCAGAGCACUGUUGCUUUUUUUUCCUCUGACAGCAGGUCAUGUUUAGUUCAUUUUUUUUAUGAAGUAGAAGCAUAUGCAAGUGACAUCGUACUUCAUAUAUUUUAGUGUUUUAAAAGUAGUUCUUUGGGAACUUCUUUACACAUAAGAGAGACAAGGUGGGUACGGUAAUAUCUUUCUUUAUUGGAUCAAUUUCUGUUUACUCUUAACUAAUGUGAUCAUUGUUGUCUUUGUGUCUGUCCAUAGCUGGCUUUUAGGGUCAAAUUUUCAAAAAGGAAGACCUCUGAGCUCCGCAUCCAAAACUGAACCUAUCCUUUCUACAAUUACAUGCAGAAGUUAGGUAAACAUUAGAUAAGUUGUGAAAAACAUCAAUGAAUCUUGGGGGAAGCAGGGGUAGAGAGAAAUUGACAUUUUGAACAUUUCUGACUAGCUCUAGCAAGUAUUCAUUCCAAUUCAAAGGCAGGGGCCUAAUUAGCUUCUUAUGUAUGCACUUACCUGACCUGCAUGAGCCGGUAUAUUUCUGUAUGUACACUUUUUUCUGUAGGGAACUUCACUGCAACUUGAAAUUGUAGUCUUUAGUAUAACUAGCACUUUUUAGUACAAGACUUGCUGGAUUUGAGACUGCGGUAGAGCUUUGAAGCAGCAACAGCACUGACAGUGAUUUGAGUUUGCUAUACAGAAAAUUAGAGGCAAAUAUGUACAAUUUUUGAUAGUAGUAUAUAUUUAUAUAUCGUGAAAUAUGGGAGUCUUCACUUAAGCUGACAGUUGCCUUAAGACUUACUGUAGGUUUAAAGGGGAAUGGAAAACUUAAUAUUCAGAUGAAGUACACAGUAUUCUAAGUGUGUAGAUUUGUAGGAUGUAAGAAGGAAAAUUUCCAUGCCAAAGGAUAAGAAGCCUUUUUAUUGAUGCUGGUGGCUUUCAUGUUGUGCUUAUUAUAGGAAUUGCUUCCUGUAAUUAACCUUAAGUACCUUAUAUUCUUGUGUUAGUAUUUUUGGUUUGGUAUUGGAUCAAAUACACCUCCAAAUAUUGCAGAGUUUUCCCAUAUCUAUAUAUACCAGCACUUGUUGUCAUGUUACGGUGUCAUCCAAGACGCAUUCCAUAUGAUCAGAGCACUUGUCCUUGAUAAAAACAAAACUUUUCAUAUGUUAAACUUACAAGAAAGUACAUGUUCAGUCUUAGAUCAAGAGACUUCUCCCCUACUGAGAGCUGAAAUUUCCCAAUAGACUAUGGGUCAAGCUCCACCACUGCCAAGUGGAUAAGAAAUUUAAUCCAAAUGAAUUUACAUCAUAAUAGUUAAGGUUAAGAUUUUAUCACAGUUAUUUUUAGCAAAAGUCAGGGACAGGUCACUGGCAAUAAACAAAAAUUCACUGAAGCCCGUGACUUGUCCCUGACUUUUACUAAAAAUAACUGUGAUAAAAUGGGACUGAUGGGGGGAAUGAAAGCCUGAGUCCUGCUGUAGGAGGGGAGGAGGGAUCUAGCACCUGCUGCCACUGGCUCACAGCCCUGGGAUCCCUCCGCUGCUUGCGGAAGCUGGAAGCUGUGGGCGCCCCCCCAUGCCCACAGCAGCUCAGAGCACCAGGGACCCUGACAGCUUCAGCCCUGCCCCCAUAGGGCUGAAAUGGAAAGUGUCAUGGAAGUCUCUGAAAGUCACGGACUCCUGUGACUUAAUCUAAGCCUUUGUAAUAGUAUACAAAACCUUCCAUUACAGUACUGUGUAGGCGGUAUAUUUCAAGGGGUCAGUUGGCUAAUGGUUUGACAUAUGGUAAGAUUGUAUUUGCAAGCUCUAAAAAAUUAUCAUUUGGUCUGUUGGGGCAUAGGAAUAUGAAAAUGCCAAUACAGUAUUGUAUGUCAUGUAGUUAAAGUUUAAACCCAAUCAUCUGACCAAACGAUUUGGCUUCACAGGAAAGAGGUUGCUAGUGCUCAGUUAAAGUGAUCUUUUGUUAUAAAGACAAGACAUGUUGGAUGUUGCUGCAAUAUCAUGCUGCAGAACUAAGGAAAUUUGCAUUUGUGAAGCUGUGCCUUUUCAAAACACUACAGCUAUCACUGUGGCUUUAAAUGUGUCCUAAAAUUGUACCUUUUCUAGACUAAUAUCCAACAAAGCUUUUCUUUUAUUAGUAUGUUAAUUAUGAAAACCAAAAUGUUUGCAUCCAUAGCUAUAUUUGUUUGUACAUUUGUAACGUGUCGUUACUGAAUAACAAACUUCAUUUUGAAGUGCAGUAAGCUUUCAUGGGCUACCCAUGUGUGUUGACAAUGUGCCAUGCAAUAAGUACAUGGCAACUAGACAAAUGUGUUACACAUUUUUUAUUAUGGUCUCAUUUUAAGUUUAGAUUCUCCUGUAACUGUUACAUAGAAGAGAGCCUUUACCCUAGAUACAAAGUAAAUGUAAGGUCUUUGCAUUAACAUUUGGUCUUAUUAGGAAGCUGUUAAUUAUGCAAGUCUUCCACAGUUAUCAAAGAUUUAUUGGUCUAUAAUACUGAGCACUUUACUUCCUAAUAAAGAUUUUACAUAUGAAAA
Messenger RNA from Dermochelys coriacea (leatherback sea turtle), 6080 nucleotides. RefSeq names its product polycystin 2, transient receptor potential cation channel (gene PKD2). The transcript has 16 exons. The record is from RefSeq and is a predicted model, not a curated record. NCBI's taxonomy places the organism in Eukaryota, Metazoa, Chordata, Testudines, Dermochelyidae. Gene Ontology annotation, molecular function: calcium ion binding; signaling receptor binding; voltage-gated calcium channel activity. Gene Ontology annotation, cellular component: membrane. The coding region runs from base 56 to 2827 and encodes 923 amino acids. Gene Ontology annotation, biological process: release of sequestered calcium ion into cytosol; potassium ion transmembrane transport; detection of mechanical stimulus.